AUGCCGUCCCUGUCGCCGGGAUCGCAGGCUUCCCCCGCCCUCAAGACCCUGUUGGACACGCCCAUCGCCGAGCCCGAGAUGGUCGUGUGGCUGCGAGACCUCACGCUGGCCAUGAGCAUCCGCCACAAGCCCAUGCAGGACGUCAGCUUCGAACUCACGGUGCGUAGGAAGCACCCAAAAGCUCCGCUAUCGAUCGAAGCGGCCUCGUGGACCCAGAGCCGCCCAUUUAGCGACUACUGCACGCUUCGCAAGAAUCUGCUCCGCGAGCUGCAGCCAGGACACAGCUGCUCGGCCGAGUGCAAAUGGCUCUAUAACGUCGUGAAGCAGCAUUUCCCAAAGACCCAGCCGAAAUUCGCGCCUUGCGCGUACAAGACCGACCGACAGAGAGUAGGCCUACUCCGAGCGUUGACCACGAUCCAGUCAACGCUAGUGACUCAUGGCAACCGUGGCUGCAAGAUUCUAAUGGGAGGCGUACUCAACACCUUCUCGGCGUUCCUAGCAUGUGACCGCUCGUCCGUUUCGCGAACAUCCCUCGCACUACCAGUGCCCUAUCGUCAGGGGCUUAUCAGUCUGCCUAAUAGUUUAGGGAGAAAACUUGCGAGUCUUCGGACUCUGUCACGCGUCCGCAGAUAA
Phytophthora nicotianae INRA-310 is the source of this 633-nucleotide messenger RNA. RefSeq lists its product as hypothetical. The record is from RefSeq and is a predicted model, not a curated record. The transcript has a single exon. Bases 1 to 633 code for a protein of 210 amino acids. Lineage: Eukaryota; Oomycota; Peronosporomycetes; Peronosporales; Peronosporaceae.